AUACUCGCGCACCCUCUUUCCUAGUUGCUGCUUGUAGUAGGCUAGAGAAAACUAAAUAAUACUAAUAAGAUUAAUGCAGAGAAAGAAACUGAAGAGCAACAACUGAGAUCUAAAUGCACAAGGAUGAAGAAAUGUAGCCAUUAGAAGUGUGCGGUUGACAUAAUGAAUCUGUUUCAAGGUCUGAGGGUUUUUUUCUCCAGUUUCUAAGAGAGACCCCCCUCCCCUCCCUUUGCUUCCCUCUUUCCCUCCUCUCUCUCUCUCUGUCGCUCUCUCCACAUCUCUGCACUCUCCUCUGUCAGUCGUGUGGGAAGCUCCAUGAAUGCGGCUGCACACUAGCAGACUUCUGCACCUGAUCCCGUUGCGCCUCUAUAGGACGAGGUAAUGCAAGCCUCCUCUCCUCCUGCACUAUCUCCGAUCUCUUUUUCUGGAUACAAAUAUAUAUUUUUUCCUUUUUAAUCUAAGAGGAACGCUUUACCAGUCCUCCAAUUUCCUCCCAUCCUCUGUGCUCUCUGACUGGGGGGGGAGGGAUGGAAGAAACGGUGAGAGCGCGGACUUUCCUGCUCCUGUUUUGCACCGGAGCGGACUGAAGGCUCAGUGACAAGUAAUUUCUUUUUGAAACAUGUCUUAUAUGUAGUAUUGAUCUCUCUUUAUUUGAACCCCUGACUGAAACACCAAGAACAACGUUGGAAAUAUGUUGCCAGGAUGGAAAAUAACCCACAGUCUGACUGGAGCGUAUUGGCUGCUCCUUACCCCUUUGCGCAACUUCAGCUCGUUACGACCCAGUAUUUAUUAUUCCAUGGAUCGCUGAAGGUUGCGGUGCAGAUCUGAAACCAGGCGCACAGUGUUGGAACCUCCUUUCUCCCCUGUAUUGCGUUGGGGAAACAAACCUUUGAGAAUGAGAGGUUUAUCUGGCUGCAUCCACCUUGCACCCUUUUCCUUGCUUCGGAGUCUCUGGACGCACCGUCAACAUCUCUAAAGGUAAAAAAAGACAAAAGGAAAGAGGGGGAAGAUCUCUACUUCACCAUACUUCUAUGCUCUUCUCACCUUUUCUACCUCCUCUGUAAGCAAAUGAGCCCUCUCCCAUGGAGGUAGUACAGCCGCUCUGGGGGCCCAAUGACCAGCGGGGAGAUUUUUCCAAGCAAAAGGAGCCCGUCAGCAAGAGGCGCAUCGGAUGAAAUCAGACCCCCACACCCUCCCUAUUCACCCACCCCACUUCCUUUUCCUCCUCUGUUACUCCCCACCCUACCCCCUUCCCUAUUCCUCCUUCUAGUUUAGCUUGAAUCGUGUUAAAGCUGCACAGGGGCAUAAAGGGGCUGGAGAAACCUUGUUGCACCCCCUCAAAUCCAUCUGCGCUCUUACACUCGAGCUGGAAGGACUGUUUUGCGCACGUCUCCAUCAAUGCUGCCCCAAGUCUCCAGAGGGAGCCGCGCUCAUUGCCACCGCAGCUUUUGGUUACUAAAUGGUUUACUGGGGGAGGUUUUCUAACCGGCGAGAUGCUGCUCGUACCCCUGCUGGCAGCCUUUUUUUCCUCCAUCUCGGGCUCCCUCUCCUCAUCCCUCUCCUCCAUGUCAGACGGACCUCCGAUAACGGACCCCACUGCCUCGGACCUGAUGGCCGAGACCUGCAUCGCCUGCUCUUGCAUGUCAGUGGAGAACGUGCUGUACGUCAACUGUGAGAAGAUCACCGUCUAUCGGCCCACGCAGCUCAUCCCUCCGGCCUCCUCCCUGUACCACCUGAACUUCCAGAACAAUUUUCUGAUUGUGCUGUACCCUAACUCAUUCCUCAACUUCACCCACGCUGUGUCACUGCAGCUGGGGAACAAUAAACUGCAGAACAUCGAAGGCGGAGCGUUCAUGGGGAUGAGCGCGUUGAAGCAGCUGCACCUUAACAAUAACGAGUUGAAGGUGCUGCGAGCUGACACUUUCCAAGGCAUUGAAAACCUGGAAUACCUUCAGGCUGACUACAACUUAAUAAAAUACAUUGAAAGGGGAGCAUUUAAUAAACUACACAAACUCAAAGUGCUGAUUCUGAAUGAUAAUCUCAUACAGGCACUUCCUGAGAACAUUUUCCGCUUUGCCUCUCUCACACACUUGGAUAUAAGAGGAAACAGGAUUCAGAACCUUCCUUAUUUAGGAGUCCUUGAGCAUAUCGGCCGGAUCGUAGAGCUGCAGCUUGACGACAACCCCUGGAACUGUACCUGUGAUUUAGCACCUCUGAAGGCAUGGCUUGAAAACAUGCCCUACAAUAUUUUUAUUGGCGAGGCCAUAUGUGAAACCCCAAGUGACUUAUAUGGGAGGCUCCUGAAAGAAACCAACAGACAGGAGCUUUGUCCCAUGGGAACGGGAAGCGAAUUUGAUAUUAAGAUGCCACCUGCACAGCCUGAAAAUGGGCAGGUGCCAUCCAAAAUGACGCCAACCACAGCUGCUCCAAAAUCGCCAAAAUCAACUGACUCAUCUAAGUUUUAUGGAAACGGCAUUGUGGCUGGUUUACCCCCUUUUGGCAAAAACAGAGAAACUGUUCCACGGACUCCCCUAAUGCUGUGUCCACUCCCUUGCAGCUGUAAGGCCCAUCCCUCUGACUUUGGUGUUAGUGUAAGCUGUCAGGAAAGGAGUAUAAGAAAUCUUGCUGAUCUUAAUUCCAAACCCCCAAAUGCCAAGAAACUUCACCUAAGUGGGAAUUACAUCCGUGAUAUCAGUCCAACUGAUUUCCAAGGCUUUGAGGGCUUAGAUUUGCUUCAUCUUGGCAGUAAUCAAAUUGCAGUGGUACAAAAAGGUGUGUUUGCUAACCUUACUAAUCUAAGGAGACUGUAUUUGAAUGGAAACCAACUUGAACAGCUACACCCAGAGAUGUUUUUGGGCCUCACAAACCUCCAGUACCUUUAUUUGGAAUACAAUGCCAUUAAAGAGAUCCUUGCAAGCACAUUUGACUCGAUGCCCAAUCUACAACUCCUGUAUCUCAACAACAAUGUCCUUCGGAGUCUCCCAGCCUAUAUCUUUGCUGGUGUCCCUCUAGCCAGACUCAACUUGAAAAACAACCACUUCAUGACAUUGCCAGUGAGUGGUGUCCUGGACAAUCUGCGGUCGCUGACCCAGAUAGAUCUAGAGGGCAACCCAUGGGAGUGCUCCUGCGAUUUGGUCGCACUCAAGCUUUGGCUGCAGAGGCUCAGUGAUGGAGUGGCUGCAAAAGAGGUGAAAUGUGCCUCCCCUGUGCAGUUUGCCAACAUUGAGCUGCGUCUGAUUAAAAAUGAGAUUCUCUGUCCUAAACUCACGACACCUCCACCUAUCUCAAGCUCCACCCCAAUUGUGACCUCGGUAUCACCCGCAGGAGUCGGCAAGGCACCUCCAGGAGGACCUGUGCCUCUCUCCAUUAUGAUCCUCAGCAUACUUGUGGUGCUUAUCCUAACUGUGUUUGUGGCCUUCUGCCUUCUAGUCUUUGUCCUAAGGCGGAAUAAAAAGCCCGUGGGCCGACAAGAGGGGCUGGGGAACCAGGAGUGUGGCUCGUUGUCUCUACAGCUUCGUCGCCAUGGCCACAAGUCCGGCAAGAAAGGGUCCAUCCCUGGGGAUGACUUGGGAGGUGAAACAUUCAUUCCCCAGACCAUUGAGCACAUUGGCAAGAGCCACACCUGCGGCAUUGGACGGUCCUCAGACAUGGACGCCGGCUUCAAGUUUGCUGACUCGCAGAGACAGAAGAUCAUCCUGCGAAACUGUCCCGACAAGGACAAGGACCUACUCUCCACCCUGGAGCGCAACAAACGUCUCAGCACCAUCGAUGAACUCGAGGAGUUUCUCCCCAACCGAGAGCCCAGCCUGUUCAUCCACAACUUCUUGGACAGUAAAAGAGAUUUUAACAGUAUAGGGAUGGGCGGGUAUGAAAUCCGCUAUCCUGAAAAGACACUGGAUAAAAAGAUGAAGAAAUCAUCACUGAUAGGUGGAAACCACAGUAAGAUCGUGGUGGAGCAGAGGAAAAGUGAGUAUUACGAGUUGAAAGCCAAGCUCCAAGGGACGCCUGAUUACCUGCAGGUGCUCGAGGAGCAGACUGCCCUGAGUAAAAUGUAGGAACUGUUUUGUUUGAUGGUCAGCACUGAUUACACACACAUCAAGCCAAUAGACAGGCAAACUCUAUCUUAUUUCUGUUCUCUCUUCAAGUCUCACAUACACACACCCUAUUCAAACCCCCUCAUCUCUGGCUUUCUGUCUUCAUCUCUACAUCGACACACACACACACACCUACACACAGAACAAAAAAGUGCCUUCUGGAAAUCCUUAAUGACCAAUGCAGAGAUAGACAAAAUGGCUCCACACUACAAAGCUAUUAUUAGAAUCAGAGCGGAUGUAUUUCAGAGUAAGAGACCUUUUGGAUUUUUCAUGUCACUACCUGUAUGAAUCCCGCAAACUUACAACAGGACCCCCCAAAAAACAAAGAAAUCAAAAUUACAGUCGUAGUAUUUUUGCUGCUAUUGAAAUGGAUACUUAUUUUUUUUGUUCUCUUUUUGUUCUUUUCCUCCUCCUUUUGUUGUUUCAACCAAAUCAAAGGGUCUUGAAAACAGUGCUUGAGAAUAUACCUCGCUGCCAUCAGGCCGUGUUUAACAAAAGGAAAAGGCAGGGGGAGCGUCGGGUGUUGAUCGCUUGGAGAGAAUCAAGGGAUUGUUGAAUCUGGAAUGAGGUUUUGAACACUUAAUGACUUUUAUGGAUGCUACCUUUUCCCUUUCUGUUUUUUUUUGUUAUUAUUAUUAUUUUUUAUCGUGAGGGUGUCCACAUCUGGGGAUCCUCUCUGAAGUCAACAGCAGACUCUCUGCCAUCUUGUCUGGAUUACCCACCAGCAGCAGUACACCUGCUCUUUGCUGGGAAGAUAAAUGGCUCCUGUUUUGCAUUAAUGGCAACUGACGGCACUGUAAAACUCUUUUAUUUUUUUUAUUUUUUUUGGGAAUGAUUUAAUGACUUGCUUUCUUGUGUAAAGAGCCAUGUUAAAUAUAGUGUCUUCUGACUGGAGUUGUGUUUCUCUUUGAAGUUGCUACUUACAGUAAACGUAUGUUUUUUUUUUUUUUUUCUGGGUGAAAUCUAACGGCACAUACACUGUCAGAGACGUUAUUUCUUGAAACAAAAAGAAAAAGAAAAAAAAAAGAAAAAUAAACCCGAAGGAAAAAAAAAAAGUUACAAAGCUGCUUGCCAUGUAAGCGUAACCUGGAAUUUAUUUUGUAAGUCUUACAUUGUUUGUAUCUGUGGGACUGAUUUGUAAAUUACAAGGACAGACUAAUAUCUACACACUGAUACUGUGCGACGGAGCAUCUUCGAGAGACUAUGAGUCAGAGUGUUAAAACCAACCCAUAAUAUAUUUCAAUCAGCGAUCCUGCACCCCUCGCCUGCUCUCAAUUCUUAGUUAAAAGAAUUAACAACAUAGUUCAUUUAUUUUUCUAUGCAGGAUUAUUUAAGAGGUAUUGGUUUUAUUUAAAAGGGGCAAGAAAAGAGCGGAGAGGACUUGACAAAACACUUCAGAGCUAUUUCAGGCUGCAAAGAGGGACUGUUCAGUUGUUCUAAGUGGGUCUUUGCUUCUUUCCAUUUUGCUGAGCAGCCUGAACCUGCAAAAACAAAAAGAGUGUGAAAUGUAAUCUUUGGCGUUUCUGCUCGAAAGAUGACAGAACGAGGCCUGGUAGUCCAUAAAACUCCUGAGCAGUUUUCCCGAUUCUUCUAUCUCCCACAGUAUGUUGUGAAAAAAGAACAAAAAAACAAAAAAAACAAAGGUUUCUUAUCAACAUUAUGCAACCAAAAUAAAUGUGCAUUAAACUUGAUGUGCUUCUGGCAUUGUUGGGCUUUGGGAGAGGAGGCGUUCUGAGGCGAACAAAUCGAGGCUCUAAAUUAUUAGACUUGGACAGAAUCAUAUCGUAAAACACCAUGUGCAAUAUUAGUAAAAAAAGAAAAAAAAAAAAACGACAAGAAAAAAAAGCUCAGACAUGACGGCUUCAAAUAAUUUUAUUUAGUUUGGGGUUAUGUUGUCAGGACAAGUUCUAUUUUAAAAUUCUUUUAUCAGCUUAACUCUAUUUGGUCCUUAUUUAAAAAGCAUUAUUAAGUUAAAUUUCUGAGUGUUUUUGACAUUACAACUGAGUAGAAUGUAUCAUGAAAAGUAUAAUAAAUACAAUUUUCUAUUGGUCAGAAAUCUCCUGUAUAUUGGUUCAUUUUCUCUUGUAUAAUCAUGUUGAAAUCAAGGUAUUAAAAUGAGCACCUAUUUGCACUGUGUCCCCCUUUUUUCUUGAAGUUAAAAUCCUCGUUACCUUUUKAUGGUGCUUGAUGAAAACGGUCUUUGUGGUCCUUUCAGACUGAAUAACGCUGUUGAUGCUAAUGUGCUGCUGCUUGUUACAUCUGGAACAUUUUCAAGUGUGUKCUCAGCUGGAAGCAUUAUUUAGAACUACUUGUCACGCAGAUUUCUUUAAAAUGCUAUUCAACUGAUCAUUUAGACUCUGUAAAGCUUGUUCUGAGAAGUUAUUAGCAGUAAUCUGUGGUGAAAAGUGGUUAUCUCUCUACGUUUUUAUGGCUCAGACACAGACUAAUUUGAUUUAAAUGUAUUGGUGUUUUCUCACUUUUCAAGUCAAGAGUUAUUAUUCUUUAGCUUUAUGUUAGCUAAAGCUACUGGUACUUUCAGUUGACCUUGUCAGCUGUGUUAGCUUGUAAGCUGUGACUCGCUGGCCUCCUCCGACUCCACCAGGUGUUCCGUAAACAUUAUCAUAUUUAUGUAAAAAGUAAUUUCAUGUGAUUUUUCAAGCGUCAUAGUUCUGAGAAAAUGACCCUAACUAGCUUCAGAUAAACAAACUGGGAAAAUUAUGCAGCUUCAGUCUCUCCUGAUGUAGCUUUAGCAUAAUAAUACAGAAGGUGUAAGUCUGAGAAAAUAGCAACAAACCUCAUGGUAACUUGUGAAUGUAUUCCAAGUACUGUGUCCCACUAAAAUGAGAAAAUAUUAAUAUUUUCAGUUUAGGUUAUUUUAAAAAUGGCUUAAAAAGAGACUUUGAAAGGGAGCUAACACUAUCCAACCUGUUCAUUCAAGGUUUUUUUGAUGGGAACUUCUGAGGUUAUGAACAAUUUAUAACUUUGCAGCAAUAUAAUUAUUGUAUUCAGAAGAAACAGAUUUUAUUUUCCCAAAGACUGAAGCUGUUGGGUCAGUUAAUCAGACAAGACAUAAUGUAGUGAGUUUUUAUUUUUAUUUUUUUUACAUUUUUUAAACUAAUCAAAUUUCAAAAAUGUCAAAGCAGGUGGCACAAAAUGUUAUUUUUGCCAUCUACCCCACUGAAUUGUUAUUUACAUAGACCCUAAUGGUGGUACAAGAUCCCUGGUUCUUAUUAGCUUCCUGCUAAUAAGGUAAACCGUGUACAAAUAGUUUUAGUAAAUCCUAUCUCAUCAGUUUUUAUAUCAUCUCAAAUAAAUCCCCCUAUAGAAAAUAUGGAAAAUAUAGAUUUAAUAAACUUUUUACAUAUUUUGUUUGAAACUUGCAUUUAAUGCUUGAAACAAUGAAACAAUAUAAAAUAUUCUUAGUAAAUUAGCAAAAGAUUUGGGCCAUUUCCAUUUUGUGUGUUUGUAGAGUUUGAUGUUUUUGUGCCCGACUUCUUUGGGUACGACAUGUGGCCCUGAAAUUUUAUAUAUUUAUAUUUUACAGUAAGAAAAAACUCCAUUUUUGUCCAAACAUAAAGGAUGGGAAAUAGACUACAAUGAAACACUUUCAGAAGUUAUCUUGGGUGAGAUUCACAAAUAUUUAUUUCUGUAAUUUAUUCAAAAACUUACCUUUCAAGAAAAUGGAUGCAGGAAAGAAUCAAAUUGUAUUGCAUUUGUCCCAAAUGGGCACUAAAAGGACAAAACUGUGAACUGACCAAUUGGAUCUUUUGUUUAAAUAAAUGUUGACUGAUUUCAUACAGUUCUGUAAAGCAGAGUUGACAUAAACUUUCAGAUGACUUGUGCGAUCAAAAGUUGCUGCGUUGAGACGGUUUAAUCUACUUUGUUCAGUUUCUUUUGGCGAAUCUGCUUUCCACCAAGCGAAAAGAUUAAAAUGAUACUGACAAACUCACAGGAUUCCAACAAAACACCUGCUCCAAAAAUCCUAUUUAGCCAUUAAAAAUUAUAUUAAAAAAUUGCAGUGUAGUAAUCAACUUUGACCUGUUUCAUACUGAGAUUUCUUCUGUCCUCUUUUUGGAGCCACUUCCUCCUCCCAGGCAGCUGCCCUCCUGAGCGCCGGACGUUUUUAGACACUUCUAUCAAACUUUCAUGCCUUUUUAGGGUUAAAAAUUCCCUUCUUCUCCUUUUCUGUGGUGAUCCAACCUUUCGGGCUCGAGUAAGACCCAGCAGCAGAAAGCAUGACUCAUCCCACACGCCAGAGAAUUGUCCUCGUUAAUAAUUAAAACCCUUGGCAGUUAUGAACUAAAAACGGCAUGUGGGGAGUUGGGUGAGGGAAUCUGAUAUGUCCAAACUUUUUUGUCUCAUCUUUUUCCUUCCCGUCCUGUCAAACCCUUGGUCAUGCUGCACUCGUCAGAGACGAGAUAAAUCAUCAUCCAGAAAAGGCAAAA
Messenger RNA from Poecilia reticulata (guppy), 8539 nucleotides. It is a transcript of the gene slitrk4, whose product is annotated as SLIT and NTRK-like family, member 4. The record is from RefSeq and is a predicted model, not a curated record. NCBI's taxonomy places the organism in Eukaryota, Metazoa, Chordata, Actinopteri, Cyprinodontiformes, Poeciliidae. Gene Ontology annotation, molecular function: protein binding. Gene Ontology annotation, cellular component: glutamatergic synapse. Gene Ontology annotation, biological process: positive regulation of synapse assembly; axonogenesis.